Molecule: messenger RNA, 2478 nt
Organism: Erigeron canadensis
Lineage: Eukaryota; Viridiplantae; Streptophyta; Magnoliopsida; Asterales; Asteraceae
Product: serine/threonine protein phosphatase 2A regulatory subunit B''beta-like
Exons: 13
Coding region: 372-1994 (540 amino acids)
Biological process (GO): protein dephosphorylation
Cellular component (GO): protein phosphatase type 2A complex
Molecular function (GO): protein phosphatase regulator activity; calcium ion binding
Source: RefSeq, a predicted model, not a curated record
UACAUAUACAUGAUAUAUAUCUAUCUAUCAUAUCAUGUAUCAUAUUAUAUAAAUAGUAUAUAUUUUGACAUACACACAUAACCACAUACUCUCUUUCUUUGAAUUUUCCAAUCUUAGCUCAUGCAAAAAAGAAUCUUUAUUCACAUCUUUCAUCUUUUCACAACAAUCCCAAUUCGAAAGUUGCAAAAUUUAUAGGAUCUGUUACCUCAAUUUCCCAAUUAGGAAAGUGGGUCCCAAUGCAAUUGUUUCAGCUUUGAAUCAUCAUUUCUAUAUUAUUUUUAUAAUAACUAGGGUUAUUAUCAUUAAGUGAUCUUUUAUUUAUUGGGUAUAUUUGAGAUCUGAAUGAUAGAUUGUGAAAUUUGAGAAGAAAAAUGGAUUUGGAUUAUAAUGGGGAUUCGGGUUUUCUUGACCCGGAAUUGUUACAGCUGAAUGAAGUAUCUCCUUUGGCUAUUAAGUCGAAUCCUUAUGUUGCCGAAAAGCUUUUCGACCAAUGGCUUUCCCUUCCUGAAACCACCCUUUUGGUGAAAUCUUUGUUUAACAAUGUUAAAGCUGGUGUUCCAUUGAACGUCUCUGGAUCAGUUUCCAGCCCAAAGGCUUCUCCAGGCAGUUCAGUACCUUCUAUGUUUCCUGCUGGUAGUGCACCUCCGCUUUCGCCAAGAAGUUCGUCAUCUGGUUCUCCUCGUAUCGCCAAACACAGGGCAGGCCCUUCUGUUCUAGGUUCUCCUUUAAGAGUACUUAGCGAGCCAGUUAAAGAAUUAAUACCUCAGUUUUACUUUCAGAAUGGGCGUCCACCGCCUAAUGAGUUAAAAGAGCGAUGCUUGUUUAGAACCAAUCAGUUUUUCUAUGGUCACGUGAAUGGAUUGCAAUUGAAUGAAUUUAAACCACUUACAAAGGAGAUUUGCAAAUUGCCAUCGUUCUUCUCUAGUGCUCUUUUUAAAAAGAUUGAUGUUGAAGGAACUGGUGUUGUGACCAGGGAUGCUUUUGUUGAUUACUGGGUCAAUGGCAACAUGUUGAUUAAAGAUGUUGCGACCCAGAUAUAUACAAUAUUGAAGCAGCCUGAUUUGAGAUAUUUAACUCAGGAGGACUUCAAACCCAUACUUCGCGAACUAUUGACAACUCAUCCAGGUUUGGAGUUCUUACAGAGCACCCCAGAAUUUCAGGAAAGAUAUGCUGAAACGGUAAUAUACAGGAUUUUUUACUACAUGAACAGAGCUGGGGAUUCUCGUCUUACCCUCAGGGAGCUGAAGAGGGGAAAUUUAAUUGCAGCAAUGCAGCAUGCUGAUGAGGAAGAGGAUAUAAACAAAGUUUUGAGAUAUUUCUCCUAUGAGCACUUCUAUGUGAUAUAUUGCAAGUUCUGGGAGCUGGACACAGAUCACGAUUUCUUGAUAGACAAAGAGAACCUCAUAAGAUAUGGUAAUCAUGCACUCACAUACCGAAUUGUUGACAGAAUAUUUUCACAGGUACCAAGAAAGUUCACGAGUAAUGUUGAAGGGAAAAUGGGAUAUGAAGAUUUCGUUUAUUUUAUUUUGGCGGAAGAGGAUAAAUCAUCAGAGCCUAGUCUUGAGUACUGGUUCAAAUGUGUAGACUUGGAUGGAAAUGGGGUGAUUACAAGGAAUGAAAUGCAGUUUUUCUACGAGGAGCAGUUGCAUAGGAUGGAAUGCAUGGCCCAAGAGCCUGUCCUAUUCGAGGACAUAUUGUGUCAGAUUGUUGACAUGAUUGGACCGAAGGAUGAGGGUUAUGUUACCCUACGUGACUUGAAAGGAACCAAACUUUCUGGCAGUGUUUUCAAUAUUCUUUUCAACCUCAAUAAGUUCAUGGCCUUCGAAACACGUGAUCCGUUUCUCAUCCGUCAGGAGCGUGAGAAUCCAACAUUGACAGAGUGGGACCGGUUUGCACAUAGGGAGUAUAUUAGGCUCUCAAUGGAGGAAGAUGCUGAGGAUGCCUCUAAUGGAAGUGCAGAUGUGUGGGAUGAAUCUCUUGAGGCCCCUUUUUGAGUUAUAAAUGGAAAUCUGCACAUUAAGGUGAAAUUGAAGAAUUCUUUAAUUUAAGUUGUGAGCAACCAAAGCAUGUAAAGAUUUUGGAUUUAGUCGCCAAUUAUGCUCAACAUCCUAGUGAAGAGUUAGAUCUGCUGUUCCAUUGGUAAAUGAAGAGAAGAGGUUAAAAAGUUGGUGUUGCAUAUGCUCAAUGGAAGAAGUUACUCAGGUGCUUUAAUCGGAAGCAUUUAGCGUUUUGGCAAGUUAUAACUUUUAGCUUUCUCUUUUUGAUUAGGUGCCUGUUUUGUUUCUAUCAAUAGAUAUUAUGUCUUCUUUUUCUUUCUAUAACUUGUGCAUCAAAUGUUUCCCAAAUGCGGAUAGUCUGGUCUUGAGAGGUUGUAGCUCCUCUUUCAAUCUUCAAUUUCUUUCUUUUGAAACAGUUAUGCUUUUCUGGUGAACUGAAUAGUAUUUGUAUUUAACGUAUAUUACAUGUUAUUUUUCGGUA